AUGGGUGGUGCCAAUCGAGAAGGCGGCAAGGCCAAGCCCUUGAAGGCUGCGAAGAAGCAGAACAAGGACCUCGACGAGGAUGACCUUGCGUAUCUCGAGAAGAAGCGCGCCGACGAGAAGGCACGCAAGGAGCUGGCGGCCAAAGCGGGUGGCAAGGGACCGAUGAACACCGGCAACCAGGGCAUCAAGAAGAGCGGCAAGAAAUAG
Molecule: messenger RNA, 207 nt
Organism: Emericellopsis atlantica
Lineage: Eukaryota; Fungi; Ascomycota; Sordariomycetes; Hypocreales; Bionectriaceae
Product: translation machinery associated TMA7
Exons: 3
Coding region: 1-207 (68 amino acids)
Source: RefSeq, a predicted model, not a curated record